AUGUUCAAUUCUCCACGACGAUGGAUCUUCAUCGUCUCUCCAUUCCUUACCCUCAUUCUAGUCUACUACCUCUUCCUCACCCCGAACACAACCCCGGCUGCUGUGAAGACGAAUACGGAUACCAAGCAAUGGUCACAGUCCGAGCAAAGCACCAUUGUCCUCGAAGGAGGUCAACCAGCCCCCGAAAUUGAAAAGCAGGCCCAAGGAUCAAAAGUCUCGGACCAGGACGAGGACCCUUGUGGGAAGUUGCGUCAUGAUAUGGAGGAUGUUUUCGUAGUCUUGAAGACUGGUGCCACCGAGGCCCUCCACAAGGUCCCCGUGCAGCUGCGUACCGGCUUCAAAUGCGUCCCAAACUUUGCCGUCUUCUCCGACUACGAAGAGACUAUCAACGGAGUGCGUACGUACGAUGUCCUGAGCAAUGUGACCGAAAAAACCAUGCAAAAUGAGCCCGAAUUCGAGGUUUACCACCACCUUCAAAAGGUCGGCCGUCCAGGUCUGACCGAUGAGGAUUUUGGCGACGACGAAAAUGGACCUUUCGGCAAGGUUAACAAUCCUGGAUGGAAGUUGGACAAGUGGAAGUUCCUCCCCAUGAUCGAUGGGGCGCUAGAGGCGAUGCCCGAUGCCAAGUGGUACAUCUUCCUGGAGGCGGAUACCUACAUUGUCUGGCAGAAUCUGGUCAAUUGGCUGGCCCAUCUUGACCACACGCGCAGCUUCUAUCUCGGCAGUCCGAUGCAGAUCGGCGAUAUCUUGUUUGGAUAUGGUGGGGCAGGUAUUGUUCUCUCACAGAGAGCGAUGCAGCGUCUGCAUAGCUACCGGGCCCAGAACCUGGAGGAGCUGGAGGUCAUGACUGCCAGUGAAUGGGCCGGAGACUGCGUUCUCGCCCGUGCCCUGCAGGAUAUCCAUAUCCCUCUGACGUGGGCCUGGCCCAUGAUGAUGACCUCCCGCCCGUGGGAGAUUGACCAUUUCUCCGAGGGUUACGGCCGCCAGCCUUGGUGUUACCCCGUCAUCUCGUACCACCACAUGGACCCUCGAGAUAUCGAGGAGAUGUGGCGAUUCGAGCGUAACUUUUUUAAAAGUGGUAAGAAUGCUCUCCUGCUUCAUGCCGAUGUCUACCGAGCGUUCAUCCACAACGGCUCGCUCGCCGAGCGCGAGGACUGGGAUAAUUUGUCUCCGGCCAACAUUGACUUCGAUCCCCCGACGAGUCCCUCAGCUGAGGCAUGUGCCGAUGCCUGUUCCCAAAACUCGGAAUGUCUCCAGUUUUCCUUCAACCACGAGGAGCAGACUUGCAAACACGCGUCCACCACAUUUGCCGGUGUCGCCACCAACGGCACCUACUCUGGUUGGAUGAUCCACCGUGUUCAGAAGCUCCUGAAUACCUUCCAAUCGUCAUGUCCCCAGGUCGAAUAUGUCUUCGACUAA
Penicillium atrosanguineum is the source of this 1419-nucleotide messenger RNA. RefSeq lists its product as uncharacterized. The transcript has a single exon. Gene Ontology annotation, cellular component: membrane. NCBI's taxonomy places the organism in Eukaryota, Fungi, Ascomycota, Eurotiomycetes, Eurotiales, Aspergillaceae. The coding region runs from base 1 to 1419 and encodes 472 amino acids. The record is from RefSeq and is a predicted model, not a curated record. Gene Ontology annotation, molecular function: glycosyltransferase activity.